GUUGUUCAUCAGUGGGUGGGUGCAGCUCGCUUUGGCUUUUUCACAUUCUUACGCUCUGUUUAUUCCUCAGAUGAAAGCAGCUGCCGCGCAGCGUGGCACGCCAAAUGGUUUAACGUUCGAUUUUUUGAAUUUGAAAUAUUUUGAAUCGCUCUGCGCCUGAAUCGGAAUGCAGACCGUUUGAAUUGAAAAGAUAACGGAAUAAAUAUCUGAGCGGUGGUUUGGCGGCAGAAUUUUCAGUUGGAUACAAUUUUGACCACUUGCUUGCAAAGACAUCCGACUCAAUGCAGGCAAAUGAUUUUAUAUAUCAGGAACUGUGAGCGGUAGAUCAGAGCACAGACGACGUUCUUCUAAAUACGGCUGCAAUUUGAUCUGAUAUGAGGUGCUAAAGGAAGAUCUUUGGUUUUUCGGAAACCAAAACUACACUUGAAUUGUGUCAAAGCAAAUCUAACCCUGCGCUAGGACUGGCAAUCGAUUGAUGGAGAAUCAUAAAGCUUGGCAUUUCUGAAUCAAAUCUUUGAAAUUGUGAUACGUCUCGCCUUUAUAUCACACUUAUCAUUCAACACGGUGUGUUUAUAGUGUUGUGAUAUUGUGCUUUGGCGGAACGGACUGUUGCUGAAAGUCACUAUUCCUUGCUUGUUGUUAUUAUUAUUCGGAAAGCGCAAAGUUUGACGUGCGCGCGGUUCGAUCAUGGGCUGCACGGUGAGCGCAGAGGACAAGGCGGCCGCCGAAAGAUCAAAGAUGAUCGACAAAAACCUGCGCGAGGAUGGAGAGAAGGCGGCGCGCGAGGUGAAACUGCUCCUGCUCGGUGCUGGCGAAUCAGGGAAGAGCACCAUUGUCAAACAGAUGAAGAUCAUCCAUGAAGAUGGUUACUCAGAAGACGAGUGUAAGCAGUACAGAGCCGUCGUCUACAGCAACACCAUCCAGUCCAUAAUGGCCAUUAUUAAAGCAAUGAGCAACCUCAAGAUAGACUAUGGAGAGACCGCAAGAGUGGACGACGCACGACAGCUGUUUGCACUGUCUGCCGCAGCUGAGGAGCAGGGAAUCUUAACCGAUGAUCUGGCUAAAGUGAUUCGCAGACUGUGGGGUGACAGCGGGGUGCAGGGCUGUUUCACCCGCUCCAGAGAAUAUCAACUCAACGACUCUGCUGCAUAUUAUCUGAAUGAUCUGGACAGGAUAGCGCGGGCGGACUACAUUCCCACCCAGCAGGACGUUUUGAGGACCAGAGUGAAAACCACUGGGAUCGUGGAGACUCAUUUCACUUUUAAAGAUCUGCACUUCAAGAUGUUUGAUGUUGGGGGUCAGCGAUCGGAGAGGAAGAAAUGGAUCCAUUGCUUUGAAGGAGUCACAGCCAUCAUCUUCUGUGUGGCCUUGAGCGCUUAUGACCUGGUGCUGGCAGAAGAUGAGGAGAUGAAUCGCAUGCAUGAGAGCAUGAAGCUGUUUGACUCCAUCUGUAACAACAAGUGGUUCACAGAGACCUCCAUCAUCCUCUUCCUCAAUAAGAAGGAUCUGUUUGAAGAGAAGAUAACGCACAGCCCUCUCAACAUCUGCUUCCCUGAAUAUUCAGGAGCCAACAAAUAUGACGAGGCUGCUAGUUACAUCCAGACCAAAUUUGAGGAUCUCAACAAGAAAAAGGACACAAAGGAAAUCUACACCCACUUCACCUGCGCUACUGACACUAAGAACGUGCAGUUUGUGUUUGACGCAGUCACCGACGUCAUCAUUAAAAACAACCUGAAGGAUUGCGGCCUUUUUUAAUGAGGAGAAUAAUGAGGAAGGUGUAAACUACUUGGUGGACCUGGUCAGUGGGUUAUACACAAAAUGCUUGACUGCCUAGUAUAUGAAUUGUAAUGUUUUUUUUUGUUUGUUUUUUUUUAUGUGAUAAUGUGAAAGACUUGUGAACAAGGAAAAGAGAAACGUCACCAUUUCCAUCACACCAUCCUUCUUCCCUGAACCUCAUUUUAAAUUGGUUCUCAAUUUGUAAAUAUUUAAUUUUGAGUUAUUUUCUGCCUAAAAAGAAAAUGAGACGAGUCAGGAUUAUAUUCUGAUAUUUGUUUUUGUUUUGGACAGGUUAAAAACUGGGUGGGUGAGGACUUUGCUAUAAAUGCAUUCACUUCGUUUAUGGAUGUGCUGAUUUUAUUAAACUUGAUGGCAAAAUGCUUAUUUUGUAAAGUUAAUGUGAGCACAGAGACCACAGAAUUUCACUUUUGUAAAACUUUAGCACCGAAUACUCAUCCCUGGCUCUAACUGUAUGUUGUUGCAUGACAGAUCAUAUAAAAUUGCUCGCACGUGCCAGACCACAACAUAACAUGCCUACGGCCACUGAAAUGUCUUGACACAUUCUACUAGCUUGACUUUGACUAACAUGUGAAAUAUUUAUAUCUGUCCACACAUUUCUUGUUUGUUGUUGCUGUAUCAUUCCUUCUUUUGCUUGAUGUCUGUGCCUUCACUGUCUGUAGAACAUUAUAGGGCUGGUUUUAUUCACGCUAUCAAAGUGUAAAAGUGGCGGGAACAUUUUAAGAGCUAAAUAAAACUUAAACAGACUUGGGUUAAUAUCUCUAUACCAUAAAAUAUUUCCUUGAAAAUAAAAGUUGAUAUGUAAGAUAAAACUUUUG
Messenger RNA from Xyrauchen texanus (razorback sucker), 2612 nucleotides. RefSeq names its product guanine nucleotide binding protein (G protein), alpha inhibiting activity polypeptide 2b (gene gnai2b). Gene Ontology annotation, biological process: adenylate cyclase-modulating G protein-coupled receptor signaling pathway; gamma-aminobutyric acid signaling pathway. Gene Ontology annotation, molecular function: GTPase activity; G protein-coupled receptor binding; G-protein beta/gamma-subunit complex binding. Bases 688 to 1755 code for a protein of 355 amino acids. The record is from RefSeq and is a predicted model, not a curated record. Gene Ontology annotation, cellular component: heterotrimeric G-protein complex. The transcript has 9 exons. Lineage: Eukaryota; Metazoa; Chordata; Actinopteri; Cypriniformes; Catostomidae.